UCGAGACGAAAAAGUGAGAUGGAACGAAAAGCACUUCAUUCCGGGAUCAUUCACACAGCCUAAAUCAUUUACAGUGGAUACAGUUUGAGAUGAGCUUAAAACAUAUAUUUUCCACACGAAUCCGACUCCUCGGUAGUUGUUUUUAUAAUCAUGCAAGUUAUACUAUGUGCCAAAAAAAAUCUCUGGAAAAAAUGUUUGAAAUCAUUAGUUUUCUGUUCCUCUUUGCACUGGCCCUCUUUUCCUGGGCUGUCCUCUGUCUCCAGCAUGCGUUAGAGAUCAGGAAGCGCGCUGACCGCGAUUAUAUUGUGGAACGCAACACAGAGCCGCCCGAGGUUACAUUUGAGCCACACGAGUGCCAGAAGCCCUCAGAACCACCAGGUCCUCUAAGCGCCGCCUUAGACUUCGCAAUGAGCUAUUGGGUGAUGCUCGCCCUCACCCUUGGCCUGUCCAAGCUCCUUCAACUGGCCGGGAGGCAGGCCAAAAUCUACUUUAUGGGUCGCACUGUGGAAGUGUCAACCUUGACGGAGCAGACGCUGCAGCCUUGCCAACAGAACCAAGAUAAUCUGGAUCUGGCCGUGGUGAAAGAGAAUACAGCUCUGAAAGAACAGCUGAACGUUCUUCAAACUCACUGUCUGGAGAUGCGGGAGUUGCUGCAGGAAUUGAGACUGGGUAGCUCCAGUAGCUUAAAAAGCUCCAGUAGCCAGGAAUGUUCUCAAUCUGGAGAUGAAGAGGUAGUGACGACCGGCUCCUCCCAACCCAGCCAGAACUUAUAUAUCACAAAUAACCACAUCCACAUCUGCUGUGAUAACAAGGAAUCCUGCAGGCAGGCCGUGUCCUCCAAGUGUGGUGUGAAUACAUACAUCCCUGGUCCCAAAAAGCGACCUAUGAUAGCAGCCAUGGAUGGCAAGAAGUGACCAAAUUAAAUUUUGCAUUUUUGGGGUGGCAACAAAAAGUACAACAAAAAAAAUUUAAGUUGUUCCAGUUUCAAUUUGGAAGUGAAUUGAAUAAUAAUUUCCGAUAUCCCGUAAA
This is a messenger RNA of Drosophila kikkawai, 1029 nucleotides long. NCBI's taxonomy places the organism in Eukaryota, Metazoa, Arthropoda, Insecta, Diptera, Drosophilidae. The record is from RefSeq and is a predicted model, not a curated record.